AUUUUUAAAAACAAAAACAGCAAACAAGAUAUGCUUUCAAAUUUUUAAGGUAGAUGAAUUAAAAUGGACAUAUCAGGAAGAGAUCUUGCUAAAAAAUUUCAGGAAUUAUUUCCUGGUGAUACAACAUUCAAAGUAUCAGCUCAAUUAUUAAAUGAAACAUGUGAAAAUUCAAUUGUUCAAAAUUUUUUAAAAUGGUUUUGUGAUCAUGUUGGACCUCAUAAUGUACUACAAAAACAUGAAAGAGAAUUUAUAAAAAAUUUAAAGAAAAACGAACAAUACUUGACUGGAAGUGAGCUAGAUGAUGCACUAAUUGAAGCAACAAAAGAUUGUCCAGAAUUAUUAGAAUUAAUUGAUUUAAAUAAAAGAAGUGAUGAACAUAUUGCCAAAGCAUAUGAAGCUGAAAAAGAUGCUUAUGAUGCUGAUGUUAAUGAUCUUGCAACACUUGAAGAUAGUUUAGCAAAACUUAUUGAAAUUGAAUCAAAACUUGAUGAAGAAUUAGAAAAAGAAGAAAAUGAAUUACAAAAAUUUGAAAUUGGAGAAAAUAAAUCAUAUGCUGAUUGUGCAAGUUUAAUAAAUGAAUUUGAUUUUGCUCAUCGUGAAAUUUAUGAAGAUUUGCAGUAUGUUGUUAAAGUAUAUGCUGAUGCUGCUGAAAAGAAAGGACCAACAAUUGCAUGGACACAAGUACCACUGGAUAUAUUUAUAAAACAAACUGAAAAUUAUUACAAUUGUUUGUAUUUUCAUGUUAAUAGAAAAUUAAAAAAUUCACAAAAUUAUGAACCAUCAAAUUUACCAAGUCAUGAGUAUACACAAGAUUCAGAAAAAAAUGAAAAUGAUAAAAUUAUUGAAUUAUCAAAUGUCCAAGUAAGACUCAUUCAAUCAAUGCUGAGUGAACUUGGUGAAAAAAUUGAAUUAGAAGGUUUCAAAGGUCUAGCUGCUCGUGCACAUGAAAUUUACAGUAAUAUAGAAACACAAAUUCCUCAAAAUGAAUCACAAAUGAGACUAGAGAUUGCUGAAUUAAUGUCAAAAAGAGAUAUUUUAACAGAAGACAUUGCUAUGCUUGAGGCACAAUUACAAGAAUCUGUUAAUCAAUAUGGACGAUUGUCAGUAACAAAAAUAUUACUUGAUGAUGGUUAUGCUAGAUUAAAUCAUAAAAAAAAACGUUUAUCAAAUAUAGAAAAUUUAUUACAUCUUGCAAGAGAUAAAGGACAUGCACAUGCUGAUUUUCUUGCAAUAUUAAUGCAAAUUCAAUUACAAAAAUUAAAUGAAAUUAUUGAAUUUGUACGUGAUGCACGUUAUUAUUUAUCAACAGAAUAUACAAGAUCAUCAAAACGUUGUGAUAUUAUGCAAGAAGUACAGGAUAAAUAUGACACAAUAAUUUCAUCAUCACCAUGUAAAAAAAAUAUUUAUAAUAAAUUAUUUUCAUUAUUAAUAAAUGAACAUGAAAAUAAUGAUGGUAAUGAUGAUGAUAAUUUUGUUAAUGCAGUUAAACAAUAUGAUGAAUUAUUAAAUGAAAAUAAAAUAAUGAAAAAUGAAAUUGAAAAUAUUGAUUUAGAUACUAAAAUUAAUUAUCUAAGACAAACAGAAAAUGAUGUUAUGAGGGUUUUUAAUCAUGAAAUUAGUGAUGGGCCAACGAAAAGUUUUAAACUAAUGCCAUAUAAAAUUUUGGCAUUAUCAGAACAAGUUACACAAUCAGUACAUGAUGCUCAAACAAUAGUUACUGAAUCGAGAAAUAAAUUAAAAGACAUAAUGAAAAAAACAACAAACUCAAAUUGGGAUCGUGAAAAGAUAUUAAUAUGGCAAAAAUAUUUAUGUGAUCCAGAUAAAUUAAAACAAAGAUAUGAUGAAGCUAAACAAAUUGUUGAUCGUUCACAUUUUGUUGGUUGUGAAUUAAAUAAAAAAUAAACAAUUAUAUUUAAAUGUCGACUAUUAAAAAAAAUAAUU
Messenger RNA from Aphidius gifuensis, 1941 nucleotides. RefSeq lists its product as uncharacterized. The record is from RefSeq and is a predicted model, not a curated record. Bases 64 to 1902 code for a protein of 612 amino acids. Gene Ontology annotation, cellular component: HAUS complex; mitotic spindle; centrosome. NCBI's taxonomy places the organism in Eukaryota, Metazoa, Arthropoda, Insecta, Hymenoptera, Braconidae. The transcript has 9 exons. Gene Ontology annotation, biological process: centrosome cycle; spindle assembly.